Molecule: messenger RNA, 869 nt
Organism: Zingiber officinale
Lineage: Eukaryota; Viridiplantae; Streptophyta; Magnoliopsida; Zingiberales; Zingiberaceae
Product: protein Iojap-related, mitochondrial-like
Exons: 4
Coding region: 32-601 (189 amino acids)
Biological process (GO): negative regulation of ribosome biogenesis; negative regulation of translation
Molecular function (GO): ribosomal large subunit binding
Source: RefSeq, a predicted model, not a curated record
CGAAUGAGUAAGCUUUUGUAAACCUAAAAAAAUGUUGGCGGCUUUGAGAUCGAGAGCUCUUGCCUCGAGCUCUGGUCAUCCCCUUCUCCAUCAUCAUGGACCAUGGAAGCUUCUAGAGUUCCUUCGUCCCAUGUCUUCGUCGUCGUCGUCGUCGUCGUCCUACUCCCGCAAGCCGAGCUUAUUGGAGCUGGAGGAGAUCGAGAAGAUCCUUGGCGAGGUGAAGGCGGACGACGUGAGGGUAAUCCCCGUAAGGAACCAGUGCGAUUGGACGGACUUCAUGGUCGUCGCCACCGGCCGGUCCACCUGGCACGUUCGGAACAUUGCCCAAGCCCUAAUUCACAAGAUAAAACAAAAGCAAAAGAAUGCUGAACGAUUAAUGCUUCCAAGUGUACAAGGACAUGGAGGAGGAAAGUGGAUUGUGAUUGAUUCUGGUAGCAUUAUAAUUCACGCCCUCGAGGAGAAGGCAAGAACUUACUACAAUAUUGAGCAUCUUUGGACCACUGAGAUGAUUCCAGGAGGACCAAAUCAGGAUUUGGAGAAUUCCUUGGUAAAGAUUCGGCGGAGAAACAAAUCAAUGAAGCCAAUGAAGAGCGUUGAAUGAUCAACCGAUUCGAAUCUGUAUGGCUUUUAUUUCUGCUUGACGAAACAAAUCCUUUUGCAAUCUCAAGAUCACUUACUAUAAAACCUUCAUGCUGUAUGCUGCGUUACCAUGUACUGAAUGUGCAAAAGGCUUGCUAGUAUUAUUUUACUUGCCAAGGAGUGAUCAUGCCCUUACAAGAACUGUAAUCUGGCUGCCUGAAAUUAUAUAAGACGUUAUUGUUUUUUUUUUAUUAAAUAUAAGUUCUUUGUGUAUGAUACACAAAAAUAUA